Molecule: messenger RNA, 1745 nt
Organism: Cadophora gregata
Lineage: Eukaryota; Fungi; Ascomycota; Leotiomycetes; Helotiales; Ploettnerulaceae
Exons: 4
Coding region: 364-1239 (291 amino acids)
Source: RefSeq, a predicted model, not a curated record
GUGGGCGGGAAACCUUCCUGAUGAAGGAACAUGGAUCAGUAUCUUGGUCUGUUUCCACUACCCAAGAGUCUCCAAGAUCGGCAGACUCGAGUAGUCAGAGAUGUGAACUGGUUAGCUCUCCUUUUGCUGGAAUUUUUUUGACAAGCAUCGAUGAGAUAUCUUGGUGCUGAGUGACAGCUGCCAGAGGGAUUUUCAGGAACAGACGUUCGAGAAAGAUAGAAUUGAUCGUUCCGGGCAAAUUGAUUCACCAAUCGCUGACUGAAGUUGAAACUGUGGGAACUACUGCACGACUCGGAUCGCCACUAUUCUGUAGAAUUCUUGAUUCAGGAGCAGCGUCUUGAAACGGUGCAGAAUUUCGUCAAGAUGGGAUUGAAAUCAGAGGAAAUCGUCGAUACGCAAAGAUUCAAGGUCCCUUCUCGUCCCAUCACCGACAUUUUCACAUCCAAAGACACAGCAAUUGAUCGAUCAAAAUGUCAUCGGACGGUUCCGAUGAGAGUGCUCGUGCUUGGUGUCGGAAGGACAGGCACAGUUUCAAUGAGAGAUGCACUGAAGCGUCUAGGCUAUGAUGAUACUUAUCACAUGAUGUCUGCAAGUGUAGAGAAUCCUCCAGACUGUAUCAUGUGGCAGCGAGCCUUCGAAGCAAAGUAUGAUGGGAUCGGACGAUUUGGGAGAGAAGAAUGGGACAGCCUACUUGGCCACUGCCAGGCUGUCUGCGAUUGGCCGGCAAUCUGUUUCGCGAAGGAGCUCAUUGAAGCCUACCCAGAAGCCAAAGUCAUCCUGACGACAAGAAACGUGGACACUUGGCACGAGUCGGUCAUGAAGACAGGCUACUGGAGAGCAAAGGACCCUGAACUCAGAAUCGCGUCCUAUUUCGAUUGGGGCGCAGGAAUGUACUAUCCCAUGUUAACCAAGUUCUUCGAAACUUUCUUCAAGGAUGACUUCCCAAAUAAGGGAAAGGAGGUCUUCGCCGAGCAUUACAAGGAGGUGCGCAGCCUCGUUCCAAAGAACAACUUACUGGAAUUCAGCGUCUCCCAGGGAUGGGGACCUCUUUGCGAGUUCCUGGGAGAGCCAGUGCCGUUGCAUGAAGCAUUUCCUCAUGCGAACAAUGCAGACAGCUUCGUGAAGAGAUGCAGAGCCCGAAACAGAGCGCAGAUGUGUAAUGCGGCUUUCAGGUAUGCGGUGAUUGGGAUGUGCUUGUAUCUGGCGUACUGGAGUCUUGGGUGCAUUUUGAUGUUUUAGAUGCAUAAAGAGAUCUGGCGUUGGCUCUGUACGAAGAUGGUUAAGGCGCCUGGAAACUUGACAUGCUGUAUGACUCCAGCUGAGCGAUAGACAUUUGUAAAUAGAGCGAAGUAGUGGGCCUUCGAUUCUGUCAAUACUUCGUGAUCGAAAGAAGGAAAAUGAAAACAUUUAUCGUUGCAGAAGAACCCCGUCAUCGCAACGUAAUCGGGUCCAAGUCAUCGUGUUUGAACGAAGUUCACACAGGCUUGGCCGCCUGGCAAGCGACAAAGAAGGAGUGAUCGUGAACCCAAAAUACGAACGAAACUGGAAUUGGCGAGUAUUUGAAAGCGAGAAAGUAUAAAAUUGAUGCAGAACUCAAGGAAAACGGAAGAAAAGAAGAAGCUGACAGCGCACCGAGAAGUCCGAAACGUCCGGGUCUGCCUAGAGAUAUAUAGGAAGUAUACGAACGCUCACGUGGCACCGCGCUAAUGCCAUGGUGACAUUCUGCAAUCUCAUUGCGCAGUUGC